This is a messenger RNA of Sebastes umbrosus (honeycomb rockfish), 3741 nucleotides long. Its product is annotated as protocadherin beta-15-like. Gene Ontology annotation, biological process: homophilic cell-cell adhesion. The transcript has a single exon. Bases 1234 to 3687 code for a protein of 817 amino acids. The record is from RefSeq and is a predicted model, not a curated record. Gene Ontology annotation, cellular component: plasma membrane. Lineage: Eukaryota; Metazoa; Chordata; Actinopteri; Perciformes; Sebastidae. Gene Ontology annotation, molecular function: calcium ion binding.
AAGUGCUUGAAGUGGAUUACUUUAGGAAAAAACAUAGUCUUGUGUGUAAAGCCUUAUAAUACAGAGAACAGACAUCUCACUAAACUCAAAGAAAAGUUGAGUUGAGCUGAGCUGCAGUUUGUCCUUUGUGUCUCUGUCCUUGGAGCUGAACCUCGCUGUUGAUCUUGUGAUGCAACUUACACAUGUCAUCUAUUUGCUCACAUUUCAAACCUUUUAGAUAACUGUUUUACUUGCACAUUUGUUUUCCUGAGACAUCAGUGUCAGAUUUGGUAAUUAACAUUCAUGCUCUGCACUACAUUUGUUCUUUUCUAAAAGGUAAAACAAAACAAGGACAAUUUCACAUCAGUGGAAUGAGGUGACAUAUUUUGCGGUCAUAGAGUACAUAUCAUGUUUAAGGUGCAUCUCAUUAAUGAGUUACUUCAAUUUACUGUUAUUGACAUUAUUUUUCUCUGUAGGAAUGAUUAUUACCCCCUUUAGUUUUAAAUACCACGAUAAAGUUCAAGUCAAAAACACAUUUUUGUACACCAGUGCAACAUACAAGGCAUGCCGUUGCUCUACAUGUGUUGUGCUGUGUUUGUAUUUAUUAUAUAUCUUUUAAUUAUAUUUUGUUACGUCAUUCAAGUGGUCUUCGGAGGAAUCUGGAGGCAGAUUUUUCCAUGUUUCACGACUAAGUAAGAAUCUAUUUUAUAGCCAGAGAGAGACAGAGAGAGAGAUGUGUUUCGAGGCAAAGUUUGAGUUUUUAGUGUGCAACACUAAGGACAUGAUCUAUGGUCCAACACUGUGUAAUAUUUGAGGACUGUUACUAUUUUCACUAUGAAGUGCUUAAAGUAAUCUUGUUUGUAAAGCCUUUAAUACAGAGAACAGUCAUCUCACUUAACUUAAAGAAAAGGUGAAAACAGAAUAGCGCCUCAUUACGCAUUCUAAUACCUUAUUAGAAUAUGUUUUUGAUCAAACAUUAAGGCCAGACGAUCUGAUGAUAUGUUAAGAAAACUUGCAGCACUUCUGUAAAACUGUUAUAUUUCAUUUGUCCUCACGGUGUCACUAUAGACCAGCUAUGGAGUCAAAUGCUUAUCUUGCUUUGCACACCACCCAUUAUUUGGAUGAACCAGCCUUGUGUUCUGUUCAGCCUUCAACAAAGACGACAAAUGCUCGGACGGCACACUGACCGAAUCACGUUUUUUAAUGCUUGAAACUGACGUGUUUUAACCUGUGUAGUCGGCCUACUGUCUGAGGAUGAUGAAUAGACGGAUCGCACUCCAAAGCUAUGGCUUUGUCUUUUUCUUUGUUGUGGUGCACUACGCACACGGAGACCUGAGCUAUUCCGUACAGGAGGAGCUCAAGCGCGGAUCUGUUAUUGGAAAUAUCGCAAAGGAUCUGGGACUAGAGGUGGGCAGACUGUCUGCUCGCAAAGCUCGUGUUGACAUGGAAGGAAACGACAGACAAUAUUGCGGGAUUAACCUUCGAAGCGGAGAUUUGAUCGUUGCGGAAAGAAUAGACCGAGAGGAGCACUGUGGAGAAAAGCCUUCGUGUGUUCUUAAAUUUGACUUGAUGUUAGAGAAUCCUUUGGAGUUACACCGGUUGUCCCUGCAGGUGCAGGACAUAAACGACAAUGCACCAAUUUUCCCGAAGGAUACUGUAAAGCUGGAAAUUAGGGAGUCAGCUGACAAAGGAGCUAAGUAUCGCAUAAAUGCAGCACACGAUGCAGAUAUAGGCAAGAACUCAGUUGAAAGCUACAUUUUGCAACAAAACCCCCACUUUGUGUUCAGUAUUCAGACGACAAAUGCUGGCAGAAAAUAUGGUGAAUUGGUUUUAGAUAAAGAGUUAGACCGAGAGGAGCAGCAGGAAAUUAAAUUAUUGCUCACAGCUGUAGAUGGAGGCUCUCCUCAGAGAUCCGGGACUGUAGUGAUACACGUCAUUGUACUUGAUGCUAAUGAUAACGCCCCUGUUUUUACUGAGUCUGUAUAUACAGCCACGUUACCGGAAAACUCGCCUGUUAAAACCCCCAUUAUCACUGUAAGUGCAUCAGACGCUGACGAAGGUGUAAACGGAGAGGUUACAUAUGAAUUCAGCCGACUGUCUGAUAAAUCACGUAAACUUUUCUCUCUAGAUGAGAAAACUGGAGAAAUUAGUGUGACAGGUGACAUAGAUUAUGAAGAGGGGCCCAAAUAUGAAGUGUUUGUUGAGGCCAAAGAUGGUUAUGGCCUCUCUUCAGAAGCAAAAGUCAUUAUUGAUAUCACUGAUGUGAAUGACAACGCCCCUGUAGUCAAUCUGAAGUCACUGACUAACCCCAUACCUGAGAACGUGUCACCUGGUACAGAGGUGGGCAUCAUUAACGUGCAGGAUAGAGACUCUGAGAAUAACAGACAGGUCCGCUGCUCCAUUCAGCAAAACGUCCCUUUUAAGUUGGUUCCUUCUAUUAAAAACUAUUAUUCUCUGGUGACCACAGGACAACUGGACCGUGAACUAGUGUCUGAUUACAACAUUACAAUCAGUGCCACUGACGAGGGCUCUCCACCUCUGUCCUCCUCUAAAACGGUUCAGUUAUCUGUAGCAGACAUCAACGACAACCCACCUGUGUUUGAGGAACAGUCCUACAGCGCAUAUGUGAGUGAAAAUAACAAACCUGGCUCCACUUUAUGUUCCGUUACUGCUCGAGACCCCGACUGGAGACAAAACGGUACAGUGAUUUAUUCUCUGUUAGCUGGUGAGGUGAACGGUGCCCCGGUGUCCUCCUAUCUAUCUGUUAACGGAGACACGGGGGUGAUCCACGCUGUGAGGUCGUUUGAUUAUGAACAGUUCAGGAGUUUUAAAGUCCACGUGAUGGCCAGAGACAACGGUUCUCCUCCGCUCAGCAGCAACGUGACCGUCAGUGUCUUCAUCUCGGAUGUGAAUGACAACUCUCCUCAGAUACUGUACCCCGCCCCGGAGGGCAACUCCUUCAUGACCGAGCUGGUCCCCAAAGCUGCACACGGAGGCUCUCUGGUGUCCAAAGUGAUAGCGGUGGACGCGGACUCCGGACAGAACGCCUGGCUGUCCUAUCAUAUAGUGAAAUCCACUGAUCCGGGACUUUUCACUAUCGGUCUCCACAGCGGAGAGAUCAGGACACAGCGGGACAUUUCUGAAUCUGACAGCAUGAAACAGAACCUUAUUGUGGCAGUGAAAGAUAACGGACAGCCCUCUCUCUCUGCCACCUGUUCCAUGUAUUUACUGAUUUCUGAUAACUUGGCUGAGGUGCCAGAACUGAAGGAUAUUUCUUAUGAUGAGAAGAACUCCAAACUGACCUCUUAUCUGAUCAUCGCUCUGGUGUCUGUGUCCACCUUUUUUCUGACCUUCAUCAUCAUCAUCCUGGGUGUGAGGUUUUGUCGCAGGAGAAAGCCCAGACUGUUGUUUGAUGGAGCAGUUGCCAUCCCCAGCGCUUAUCUCCCUCCUAAUUACGCAGAUGUUGACGGAACAGGAACUUUACGCAGCGCUUACAACUAUGACGCCUACCUGACAACAGGUUCUAGAACCAGUGACUUUAAGUUCGUCAGUUCUUACAAUGACAACACACUGCCUGCUGACCAGACUCUGAGGAAGAGUCCAUCAGACUUUGCUGAGGCGUUUGGGGAUUGUGAUUCUUCUCCUGAGGUAGGAACAGGUGCCACAUAUCGUUUGGCUUCUUUUGCAUCUCUUAUUCAGCCAAUUUAGUUACACUCGUCAAAGAUUUUCCACAACUUUUUAUAUAUUUGAUGAAUUUGGUUC